This is a messenger RNA of Microplitis demolitor, 2638 nucleotides long. RefSeq names its product synaptotagmin-10. The coding region runs from base 106 to 1560 and encodes 484 amino acids. Gene Ontology annotation, molecular function: SNARE binding; clathrin binding; phosphatidylserine binding. Lineage: Eukaryota; Metazoa; Arthropoda; Insecta; Hymenoptera; Braconidae. Gene Ontology annotation, biological process: regulation of calcium ion-dependent exocytosis; regulation of dopamine secretion; calcium-ion regulated exocytosis. Gene Ontology annotation, cellular component: membrane. The record is from RefSeq and is a predicted model, not a curated record. The transcript is spliced from 11 exons.
CGCUCUUGCUCAACGUGGACUCACCGAUACACGUAACUAACUUUUAACGGGACGGUUUUUUUAUUUAUUAUUUUUUAAUUUGUUAUUUUUUUGUGGGCUUGCGAUAUGGGAGUAGUGAAGACUGCGUCUGAGAAUAUACUCGAAGAGACAGUGUUGCCCAGCGAGGAAGCUAAUUUUUCAUUACAAGGUCAUACUGAUGAUUGGAAUGAUAAUUUUUCCUACCAAGUGCUAAUUGGUAGUGGAGCUGCACUCAUGGCUCUUGUUUUCCUUGCAACCGUGAGCUUUCACUGUUCAUCCACGUGGAAAUGGCUGAUGGCUGUGGCCAGACAAGAAGGUGAUGACGCUACUGACGGCGACGUAUCACAACGAAAUGACAUAAGGAUAAGUCAUUCAUUGCCUGAUUUACAAUCUGAACCCAUCACACAUGAAUAUGUACAAGAACAAAAGGAAAGCAAAAAAGUAUUACGUCAAACGACAUUACCAAUAGUACCAACACGACAUCAAACAUUUCAACGUCAAUUGUCUCACCGUCUUGAUCUUCCCAAUAUAAAAUUCAGUAUCUGCAGUCUUGAGAAUCGAAGUGACUCAAGUCUUGGACUUAUCAAGCCGGAGUUGUAUAAAAAAGAUUUAACAAGACAAGAGAGUACCGAAAGUUCGAGUACCGUAGAAAUGGAAAUUGCUGGUAAACUUCAUUUUGCCCUUCGCUAUGAUAAAGAGAUUGAAGGUCUUGUAGUUAAGGUACUACAGGCACGCGGAUUACCUAUUAAAGACGUAACCGGAAGUAGUGAUCCAUAUGUUAAAAUUUAUCUUCUACCGGACAGAAAAAGAAAAUAUCAAACGAAAGUUCAUCGUAAAAAUUUAAAUCCCGUUUUUAAUGAAACUUUUCUUUUUAGUGUAUCUUAUGAAGAAUUGAGAGAAAGAUACUUGCAAUUUUCCGUCUACGAUUUCGAUCGUUUCUCACGGCACGAUUUAAUCGGACAAGUCGUGCUCAAGGGAUUAUUAGAAUGUACGGAUCUAGAGCAAGAAAUUGAAUACACUAUGGACAUACUUUGUGCAACUCAGGAUAAGGUAAAUUUAGGAGAACUGAUGCUGACACUUUGUUUUCUACCAACGGCAGGCCGACUGACACUCACAGUAAUUAAGGCCAGAAAUUUAAAAGCUAUGGACAUAACUGGAAAAUCUGAUCCGUAUGUGAAAGUAUAUUUACUGUGCCAAGGAAAGAGGAUUAAAAAGAAAAAGACUACUGUUAAAAAAAAUACACUAUUUCCUGUUUAUAAUGAGUCACUGGUCUUUGAUGUACCCGCUGAGAAUAUUGAUGACGUUAUAUUAAUUGUUAAAGUUAUUGAUUACGAUAGAAUUGGGUCGAAUGAGUUAAUGGGAUGCACGGCAAUAGGAUCAAAUGCAAUAGGUAUCGGCAAAGAACACUGGUCAUUGAUGUUAGAAAACCCGCGUAAACCAGUAGCACAAUGGUAUCCAUUACUUGAUACUGUUACCAAUCAUAUCCAAACACUAUAUUCAGAACCACUUCCUGUCAGUCUCAGUUGUUUAAAUAGCAGAUGAAGUUUUAUCAAUUACCGCUAAUUGCGGGGGCUCAAUAAUUAUGUUGGACACUAAAAAAAAUAUAUAUAUAAAUAUAAAAGUCCUUUCUAUCCUUGUAUAUCUGAAUACACUUAAGAAAAAAAAAUCGUCUUGAUUGACGAGAGGAAAUAAUUUCAGUCUCGAUAUUGAACUCUGACAACAAACAUAAAAAUAUUUAUAAAUAUAUAUAUAUACAUACAUACAUAUGUAUAUAUAAGAAAUACAAAUAAAUGAAAUGUAGGAAAAAAUAGACAGGGGGUUAAAUGGACCAGUGGGUCCGACAAAAAAACUUGCUUGCCUUAGACAGUGAAUUAAAAUGUGUACUUAGGAAUGUGUUAAAUGCGACAAGUAUUUUUUUAAAAAAUAUUAAAACUAUAAAUACGAGACAAUAUUUUUAACAAUGCCUCGUUAUCUGUUCGAUAAUUUGUUUUAUUUUUUUAACAAAACAAUGCUUUGCUUAUGACAAUACUUUCGAGCCCCUGAAAAAUGAUAAUCAUAAAAAUAAAGUUGAUAACGAGAUUUAAAAUAAUAAUGUUGAUUACAAUAUAAACAAUAUAUACUAUAAAUAUAUGCAGUAUUAAAAUUUAUAACAAAAUAAAAAAUAUGGAAUGGCCUUAUUUUUGGAAAAGAACGAAAUUUGAACAGCGAAAGAUAAAUAUUAAUUGAAAAAAGAAAAAAAACAUGUAGAUUUUAGUGUCUUUGUGUACUCUAAUAACUAUAAUAAUGAUAGUGAUUAAUGAAAAAAAUUAGAUAGAUCAGUAGUAAAUAGAUAUAAAUAUAUAAUCAAUCAUAAUCAUAAUCAUGAUAAAUAUAGUAAUUUUUUUAAACCCAUUGAGUGAAAAAAUACUUAAAUAUAUUUAUCAACUAGACGAGUUGUUGUUCGGAUGAAUGAUAUCACUAAGAGAAAAUAAUUGAUGAGUUAUGUUUGCGUUGGCUAGAUUCCAAGUCAAAAUAAAAGACCAAUUAUUGAUACUUAAUUAUCCAUGUAAUUUAUUUUUAAAUUUCUAGUCCAACUAUUGGAGGUAAAAUAAUCUAUGGUCAUAAUAAAGUUUAUUUUAGG